Molecule: messenger RNA, 1860 nt
Organism: Brachypodium distachyon (stiff brome)
Lineage: Eukaryota; Viridiplantae; Streptophyta; Magnoliopsida; Poales; Poaceae
Product: BTB/POZ and MATH domain-containing protein 1-like
Exons: 2
Coding region: 925-1725 (266 amino acids)
Biological process (GO): protein ubiquitination
Molecular function (GO): protein binding
Source: RefSeq, a predicted model, not a curated record
ACGGUUCCGUGCACCCAGUUUUCGUGGUUCGUCACACCCGCGUCGAUCGACCGCGUGCUGGGACAGGAGAAGGACGUGCGCCUCCGCUGGGCACAUACACAGCAGGCUCAGCAGGCAGGCUGACACCGAGCAGGGCCAACUCACACCGAGCGCGCGCGACGAGGGCAGCGAUGAAUGAUGAAUCCCUUCGCGAAGAAGCCGACGCCGCGAGAGGCGAUCAGAAACAGCAAGCGCGAGCUGACGAAUGCUACAAGAGGUGAUUGGUUCCGUCCCUGUACACUUAUCACCGUACAGUAGUCGGGGAGGUGUUGUGACGAGAGUAAGAAAAUGAAAAAAUAUGCCACUGACACGAGUGAGCUAUCAAAAAAUACAAGGAAAUCUUAAAUCUGCUGAUGUUUGGUGGUCGAAAAAACCCAACGAAAGUACAAUUUUAUUUUGUUAUCUCCGUUGCAACGCACAGGCAUUUUGGCUAAUAAACAGAAAAAUCUCUCGUGCCAGAUAUAUACGUAGGUACGUGUGUAAACGUAGACUAAAGUGUAUGCCAUUAGCCCUAGGUGAACUCUCUCGAUCUGAUCCGAUAAUGUCGGUGUCGUCUUUCUUGUCCAUCCUGCGCGCCGCCGGGCGGCAGCAGCUGACGGCUUCCACCGCCGUGGUCGCUCGGAAGCCGGUGACCGGAUCCCAUCUGUUCAGGAUCGACCGGUACAAGCAAGUCCGGAAGAUGUUCCCCAAAGGCACGGCGCUCACGUCGAGCGCGUUCGGCGUCGGCGGCCAGGACUGGCGGGUCGAGUUCUACCCGAACGGCGACUUCGAGGAGCAGGAGCCGGCGGGCUUCAUCUCCCUCUACCUCCGCAACGCGAGCCACGGCAGGACAGGGGACGCCACGGCCAAGUGCGCGUUCAGCAUCCUCGACAGCGCCGGGCGCCCAUGGUUCACCCAGGUCUCCCCCAGGGAACGCCGGUUCGCGGGCUACCACUGGGGAUUCAGAGAGUUCGUCAGGAUCCAAGAUCUGAAUCACGAGAAGAACAAGUUCCUCUGGGCGGCUGCCUGAACGUGCUGUGCGAGGUCACCGUCACCCAGGCGCGUAUCGUCGAACACAUGGAGGGCGAGGACGCCGCCGCGGAUGAUGAAGAAGAAGCGGACGUGAAGAUCGUGGUCGGCCGGGAGACGUUCGCCGCCCACAGGAAGGUUCUCGAGGACCGAUCUCCUGCCUUCGCCAAGGACCUUGCCUGCAGCACAGCCGGCGGCGGCGAAUUUGACGAUGAUUGCGAGGUCGUGUGGCUGCGCGUCGACGACAUGGAUCCGCAAGUGUUCAAGGCUCUGCUCCACUUCAUCUACACGGACAAGCUGCCGCCUGCCACGAACCAGCUGCAGGUCCUCGACACGGCGGCGACCGCGAAGCAGCUGCUGAUCGCGGCCGACACGCAUAAGCUGGAGAAGCUGAAGCUCAUCUGCGAGGAGGCGCUGUGCAAGCACGUCGCCAACAACUCCGUGGGCGCCUUCCUAGCGUUGGCGGAGGCGCGGGGCUUGCCCGUGCUCAGGGACGCGUGCUUGGAGUUCCUCUCGUCUCCUGGUAGACUGAAAGCGGUCGUGGGGUCAGUUAAUUUUCAGCAGCUGCUAAAGACAGGUUGUCCCUCUGCUCUCAUGAAACUCAUCGUGGAGCAAUUGCCAGCAGCUGCAUGCCUAUCUAAUGAAGUACCAGAGGAAACCACGCAGAUGAAUGCCUAGUUAGUUACCCCUUUUUGCUCUCCAUAAUUUGCACAAGAUUUCAGUUUGUAAGUCUGGCUCCUGAUGUGUUAAUUGAUUAUCAUGCACCUUCGAAUCGACGUUUAAUUAAGGGAAAAUUGGCUAGGGACAUUGUUA